Molecule: messenger RNA, 2037 nt
Organism: Fusarium sp. VM40
Lineage: Eukaryota; Fungi; Ascomycota; Sordariomycetes; Hypocreales; Nectriaceae
Source: the annotation of a GenBank genome assembly
AUGUUUUGCUGUAUUAGGAGCAAAACAUCUAGCAUUUGGCACAAACGGAAGGCAAAAACGACAGCAAUAUCUACUCCACCUGCCCCUGCACUUGCACUUGCACUUACCGAGAAUCAUCCUACAACUCCCAUCGGCACUAUCCCCCCCGAAUCCCCUCCUUCAUAUCGAUCUUCAGAUCAACAGCAACCUACAUAUCCUCUACCUCCCAUUUCUGUUCCCUCCACUAUCUCGACCGAGUCUGUCAACGAGCUGCAACCUCAAAAUCGUCGUUACGGUAGACAAUUCUUCUAUCCACUGCCGCCGACUUCCGUUCCCUCCACUGUCUCAAGUCUCUCAGAUCGCCAAAAUCACCAAGAAGUCGUGGCCCAGGAGCCAGUAAUUGAACCCCCAACUGUGAAUACCUCAGAAACAGAUCCCUACGCCCGCACAUACGUCCCUUAUACAGACGCGUCUCCUCUUAAGAACAACAUGUUUGCAAGAUCCACAGGAAUCUAUGGCCGGGUAAACCCAGAUAUCAUGAGCGGCUUUGGAGAUGAUGCCGAUUCCGUUUGGUUGGUAGACGAUGAGGAAACGACCGAAGAGCAGUCCCAUACGCCAAAGGAUCCCCCAGCGCAGUUGAAGACGACACCUUCUGGAUUGUCAUCUUCACAUGGCUCAGCAGCUCAAUCCCAACUCCCAGUCCCUACUCCUACUCCUACUCCUACUCCUACUCCUACUCCUACUCCUACUCCUACUCCUACUCCUACUCCUACUCCUACUCCUACUCCUACUCCUACUCCUACUCCUACUCCUACUCCUACUCCUUCAUCUUCUGCUCGACCAGCAUUUCGAUACCAAAGACCUUCAUUUCUGGACGAUGAAGAGUUUGCUACAACCUCACUUCCUAAUAUAAGCGCAGAUUCCGUGACUAUCUCUGGUCAGAAAUCGAUUCCAGUGACCCGUCGUGGCUAUGCUCCAGUGGCGGCGUCAAUUCUCAACCUCCCAGGUGUUGGUGUUGAUGGUGAUCUUGACCAUAACAAAAACGAUUGCAGCGCCGGGAGGGACACAGAACUACCUCACAAACGGCCUAAAAUUGCUGCUGCUGCCUCUUCGUCAUCGUCAUCUACAAAUCUACAUAGGAAUUUAUCUGAACAGCAAGAUGACGCAACAGCAAUGGCAUAUCCUCGCCAGCUGGAACAGUCAGAUAACGAAACAGCUGAUGAAUUCCGGUUUGGGCAGCGGUACCAAAAGGCCUCUGACUCAUCCGAUGUGAUUGUUACACAUCAGCGGAUUCCAAGAAGCACUGCCGUGAGUACUCUAGAGUGUGUUGUUUGCGCAGACACCAAGGAUGUUGGGGGCUUCCCACGUUUCUCUAUAACGGCAACGUGUACGCAUGUCUCAAACACGUGCCUUGAUUGCAUACAGCUAUCAAUUGAGUCGGACUUGAGUAGUAAGCUCUGGACCGAGAUUAGGUGUCCUGAGUGUCGAGAGCUGCUAGAAUACGCCGACAUCCAACGUUAUGCUAAUCAGCAGACCUUUGCAAAGUACGAGACAAUAGCGUUACGAGCUGCCAUGUCGGAGGCUGAAAACUUCAUAUGGUGUACUUCCGGUUGUGGCUCUGGGCAAAUACACGAAUCGGGGUCCGAUCAUCCUAUUGUGACUUGUCUUCAUUGCAACCACCGCUCAUGCUUCCAACACAACGUUGCCUGGCAUGAAACUCUGUCUUGUGAGGAAUAUGAUCAACUUCUGGCUGAUCCAGAAAACUUUCGGUCCCGUCUUGAAUUGGAGAAUGAAAGAUGGUCAGAAACCCAACGGGUUCAGCUAGAGGCUGACAUGGCACUCGCUCAGGGUCUUAUAGCUGAAGACCAAGCUGAAGCCAGACGCCGUGAAGAGAGACAUCGCCGUGAGAGGGAACAGGCUCAGAUGGCGGCACAACUCGCUCGUAAGAUCGCAGCCAGAAGGCAGAGAGAAGAGGCAAAGAGCAAUGCCACUCUGAUCCGCACAACCAAGCCAUGUACUGGAUGUGGAUGGGCGAUCGAGAAGAACCAUGGAUGGUAA